This is a messenger RNA of Candidozyma duobushaemuli, 627 nucleotides long. RefSeq lists its product as uncharacterized. Gene Ontology annotation, molecular function: protein binding. The transcript has a single exon. The coding region runs from base 1 to 627 and encodes 208 amino acids. The record is from RefSeq and is a predicted model, not a curated record. Lineage: Eukaryota; Fungi; Ascomycota; Pichiomycetes; Serinales; Metschnikowiaceae.
AUGGUAUCCAACAUUUGGGUAGCAGCUGCCGACAACGACCAAGCACUUGUCAAAAAGUACAUCGAAUCUGGUGAGUGUACUGCAAAUAUAAAAGACGCUAAUGGCUACACCCCUAUCCACGCAGCUGCCUCUUACGGGCAUCUCGACCUUCUUCGUUAUCUCAUCGAGCAAGGCGGCGACAUAAAUAUUCAAGACGAAGAGGGUGACACUCCUUUACAUCACGUUGAAGAUCUAGCAACCGCUACUGCUCUUGUUGAAGAAUUCAAGGCAGACUACAAGAUCAAAAAUGGCGAGGGUCAGACGCCAGCACAGUACAUUGAAGAAGAAGACGAGUUCCCAGAACUUGCCAAAUACUUACGCUCAUUGACACAUGAUGAGCCAUCGUCCUCGCUAUUAGAUAAUCUUCCGGCACCAGGGGAAACCGAGGGUCACCAGAUUCGAUACACCAUGGAGGAGGACCAAGAAGGAGUCGAGAUGGACGAGGAGAGGAGGAAGAAGUUGGAGGCAAUCGUGAACAGUGAAAACCCGGAAGAGGCUCUCAGAGAGCUUGUCACAUCGGCCGUUAGAGACGGUUUGGCUCAAUACCACGGUGAUGAAGCUUCGGAUGCCAAAAGAAGGAAGGAGUAA